This is a messenger RNA of Seriola dumerili (greater amberjack), 2065 nucleotides long. It is a transcript of the gene pth3r, whose product is annotated as parathyroid hormone/parathyroid hormone-related peptide receptor-like. The transcript is spliced from 13 exons. Gene Ontology annotation, biological process: adenylate cyclase-modulating G protein-coupled receptor signaling pathway; cell surface receptor signaling pathway. Bases 5 to 1657 code for a protein of 550 amino acids. The record is from RefSeq and is a predicted model, not a curated record. Gene Ontology annotation, molecular function: G protein-coupled peptide receptor activity; peptide hormone binding; parathyroid hormone receptor activity. Gene Ontology annotation, cellular component: plasma membrane. NCBI's taxonomy places the organism in Eukaryota, Metazoa, Chordata, Actinopteri, Carangiformes, Carangidae.
CGUUAUGUUGUGUGCACAGGGAAUUGGUGCUUUGGCUCUUUUCCACUGUGUAAUAACAGUGACUGCACUGAUAGACUCUGAUGAUGUCAUCACACGAGACGAGCAGAUCUACGUUCUGAUUGGUGCUCACGCCAGGUGUGAGAGGGAAAUCCAGGCACAAAUGGCCCUGGUUAAAGACGGUGACUGCAUCCCAGAGUGGGACGGGAUCAUCUGCUGGCCACAGAGCAGAGCGGGUCAGCUGAUCUCAGUGCUGUGUCCAGAGUACAUCUACGACUUCAACCACCGAGGGCGAGCCUACCGCCAGUGUGAUGCAUCAGGAAACUGGGAGCAGGUGUCCAGUAUCAACCGCACUUGGGCUAAUUACACAGAGUGCACCACAUAUUUGACCUCCAACCACAGGAGCCAGGAGGAGAAGGUGUUUGAGAGACUCCAUCUCAUGUACACUGUCGGCUAUUCCAUUUCUCUCGCGUCGCUGUUGGUGGCAGUCUCCAUCCUCUGCUAUUUCAAGCGCCUCCACUGCACACGCAAUUACAUCCACAUUCACCUCUUCACCUCCUUCAUAUGCCGAGCAGUCAGCAUUUUCGUGAAGGACGCUGUGCUCUACUCCAUAUCUGAUGACAGUAAGGUUGAGCCUGAGUUCACUGCACAGAAGCCCCAUAUGGCCGGUUGUAAAGUUGCUGUCACUCUCUUCCUGUACUUCCUGGCGACCAAUCACUACUGGAUCCUGGUGGAGGGGUUGUACCUACAUAGCCUCAUCUUCAUGGCCUUCCUCUCUGACAAGAACUACCUGUGGGCCCUCACCAUCAUCGGGUGGGGCGUUCCGGCUGUGUUUGUGUCCAUUUGGGUCAGUGCACGAGCAUCACUGGCAGACACCCAAUGUUGGGACAUCAGUGCCGGAAACCUGAAGUGGAUCUAUCAAGUUCCCAUUCUGGCGGCCAUUGUUGUCAAUUUCCUCCUCUUCGUCAACAUAAUCCGAGUACUGGCCUCCAAACUGUGGGAAACCAACACUGGUAAAUUGGAUCCUCGCCAGCAGUACCGGAAGCUGCUCAAGUCUACAUUGGUCCUCAUGCCUUUGUUUGGAGUUCACUACAUGGUGUUCAUGGCUCUCCCCUACACUGAGGUCACCGGGCUGCUGUGGCAGGUGCAAAUGCAUUACGAGAUGUUCUUCAACUCUUCCCAGGGCUUCUUUGUUGCAUUUAUCUACUGUUUCUGCAAUGGGGAGGUGCAGGCAGAGGUAAAGAAGGCGUGGUUGAGACGCAGCCUCGCUCUGGACCUCAAACAGAAAGCCAGGAUGACCAGCAGCGGCGGUGGAGGCAGCUGCUACUACGGCGGCAUGAUGUCACACACCACCACGCACAGUGUCAGCUUGUCUGCUGCGCAUCCCAGGGCGCUUUCCUUCACUGGGGGUGUGGUGGGAUCAGCUGGAGCUGCCGGUGGCGGCUCAGGGGUCAGGCCACCGCGCCACACCUCGCUCCACCCACAAAGCAACCUGCCCGGAUAUGUGCCUGGUGAUACUGAGACCUCAGGAGUGUUCGCCAGACAUGUCAGGACCAGUAAGGCAAAUCAUGACUCCAAAGGUCAUGGAGUGCCUUCAACCCCUGGAGCAGAAGAUCCAGACAGCUCCUUAUCUCUGAAAGAGCUGGAGACCAUCUUGUGAUUGUCUUGGUAUUGUAUAAAGGUCAGACGUGGUGUGAGUCAGACUGGUCAUACAAACUCCUCCAUGUUGAUUUGCAUUUGCAAACACAGAGCUGGUGCUCUACCAAAGCGGAAAUCUCAAGGAUUUACUUGCACUGUGCUGUUUUUGUUGAGCUCAAGAAUGAACUUUUGAUCUCAGCUUCAACGAGAAUGAACUGAAAGUGAAGAAAUUUGAACAUUUACAACUCCAUGACAGCUGCUGAGGAAGAUUGUGUUACAUGAUUCAAAGAUGCAGACCUUGUGGUUUUCGGUGGAUUUCGGCAGGAGUAGAAACCAAUUUCAAAUUAACAAAAUGACACCAAAGGCCCAAAAUACGAUUGCAUUACAUAACAUGCGGUCUGUGAUGCUUUAUGUUGUACUAUAACCUCAA